AUGUUGAUGAGUGCGACUCACGAGAAUAAAAGGCCAUUGCCACAUGGGAAUGGGGAGGAUAGCUAUUUUAACAAGUCUAAAAAUUCUGGAGACGAGACCUUUGUCAAUGAAAAUAAGAAAAUUAAAUUGGAUGAAUCUAAUUCUAUAACUUCAAAUGAAGAAAAUUCAGAUGACAAUAAGGAUUCAAAUGAAGGGUAUGUCCAGGUUGAAAAUAAUGGAACUACCCAAGUUAUAAAGACUAGUUUUAGAAAAGAUGUUUUGGCUCCUGUAAUGCCAUCCAAGUCUAUUUCCAUUGGCAGAGAUCCAAAAACAAAUAAAUACCUAUUUCCUGAAAUAACAAAAGAUGACACUUUAAACGCAAGGAUUUUUUUGAAAUAUUACGGUCUACGAAAAUUUCUAGAUACUUAUUUACCGGAACAAUUGAAUACUUUGUAUUUGUAUUAUAUCAUUAAAUUAUUGGGCUUCGAAAUUACCGACAGUGCUUUGGUGGCUGCAAUUUAUAAAGUUGUCGAUGUUGAUUCGGAUUUAGAGUCUUAUAAAAAUGAUCCGGAUAAAGUUCUGGUUUACACAUACCCAGAAGAUCCUUUGGAGAAGAAACAUGCAGUUCGUUUGAUCAAAGAUCUACAAAGAGCCGUAAAUAAAAUAUUAUGCACAAGAAUCAAGCUAUCAAAUUUUUCAGAAACACAAGAUUUUGUAGAUAAAUUAAAAGUCGCUAAAAAAAUUUUAGUAUUGACGGGUGCAGGUGUUUCAACUUCUCUAGGUAUCCCAGAUUUCAGAUCUUCCGAAGGUUUUUAUUCAAAAAUCAGGCAUUUGGGUUUAGAUGACCCUCAAGACGUCUUCAAUUAUGAUAUCUUCGUUCAGGAUCCUUCUGUUUUUUACAAUAUCGCACAUAUGGUGUUACCACCAGAAAAUAUUUACUCUCCUUUGCAUAGUUUUAUCAAAAUGUUGCAAGAUAAAGGUAAAUUGUUAAGGAAUUAUACUCAAAAUAUUGAUAAUUUAGAAUCAUAUGCAGGAAUAAAGCCUGAAAAAUUAGUCCAAUGUCAUGGUUCGUUUGCCACUGCAUCUUGUAUUACUUGCCAUUGGCAACUACCUGGUGAGAAAAUUUUUGAAAACAUUAGAAGUUUAGAAUUGCCUUUAUGUCCAUAUUGCUAUCCAAAGAGAAGGGAAUAUUUUCCAACUGAUGUUUAUGAAUCUGAUAAAGAAACACCAGACGGAGCUUCCCAUAAUACACAAUUAAGUUCGUUAGGCGCGGUACCAAAAUCUUACGGUGUUUUAAAACCUGAUAUUACCUUCUUUGGUGAAGCAUUACCAUCUAAAUUUCAUAAGACUAUUCGUGAAGACGUUUUAAAAUGUGAUUUGUUAAUUUGUAUAGGAACCAGUUUGAAAGUUGCUCCUGUGUCAGAAAUUGUAAAUAUGCUGCCGGCACAUGUUCCACAAGUUCUGAUCAAUAAAGACCCAGUUAAACAUGCAGAAUUCGAUAUCUCAUAUCUAGGUCUCUGUGAUGAUGUCGUUGCUUACAUUACAGAAAAAUGUGGAUGGGAUAUUCCUCAUGAUAAAUGGGAUACAUUGAAAGAUACAGAAUUUGAAUGUAUAAAGAAAGAUAGAGGUGUUUAUACAGUGGACCAGGAGGAAAACCAUUAG
Molecule: messenger RNA, 1641 nt
Organism: Vanderwaltozyma polyspora DSM 70294
Lineage: Eukaryota; Fungi; Ascomycota; Saccharomycetes; Saccharomycetales; Saccharomycetaceae
Gene: SIR2
Product: NAD-dependent histone deacetylase SIR2
Exons: 1
Coding region: 1-1641 (546 amino acids)
Molecular function (GO): NAD+ binding
Source: RefSeq, a predicted model, not a curated record